CCCAUCGCCCUUUUUCCUGCUCAGGCCUACGAGAGGGAGAUGCCUCCCCGGGUUCUGGUGAACAGCGCCGGCUACAAGAUCCUCACCUCGGUGGAGCAGUACCUGGAGCUGGUCAACAACAGCCUGCCUGGUGUGACCCCCAAAUCGGGGCAGUCUCCCAUCCUGAAGUGCCCCACGGAUUUCCCGCUGAUCCUGUGGCACCCCUAUGCCCGGCACUAUUAUUUCUGUGUGAUGACGGGCAAGGAGCAGGACAAGUGGMGGGCGGUGUUCCAGGACUGCGUGAGGCACUGCUGCCUGACGGAGCCGUGCUCACCUCUCUGCCCCUCCAGCAGCCUCUGCCCUGCAGCAGCUCCCUCUCACCCAGCUGAAGGGUCCCUGGGCAGAAACCGCUGCCAGGCUGCGGGGAAGGGUCCUGUCAGGGCAGGGGGAUGGCACAGCAGGUCCUGCAGGUGMGGGUUGGGGGUKCAGCUGGAGUCAGGGGGGUCUCUGAGCACCCCYCUGUGCCCCCAGGUGUCAGAUGCUGUCUACAGGAUGGUCUACGAGCUGGCCAAGGCACAGUACGACGCGGUGGUGGCCAGCUGUGAGCAGGAGAGGCCRCAGCUGGAGAGCACCAUCCGCACAGACAUGGACCAGGUCAUCACCUCCAAGGAGCACCUGGCCAGCAAGAUCCGGGCCUUUGUGCUGCCCAAGGCCGAGGUGUGUGUCCGUAACCACGUGCAGCCCUACAUCUCCUCCAUCCUGGAGGCCCUGAUGACCCCCACGAGCCAGGGCUUCGCUGAGGUGCGUGAGGUGUUCUUCAAGGAGGUGACCGACAUGAACAUGAAYGUGGUCAACGAGGGCGGCCUGGAGAAGCUGCCAGAGUACAUGGAGAAGCUGUCCCACCUGGCCUUCCACCCCGUGAAGAUGCAGUCGUGCUACGAGAAGAUGGACCAGCUCAAACUGGAGGGGCUGCAGCAGCGCUUCGAUGUCUCCAGCACGUCUGUCUUCAAGCAGAGGGCCCAGAUCCACAUGAGACAGCACCCUUGGUCCUUGGGGGUGCUGAGGGCUGCCCCAGAAGCAGCUUCCCCCCCGAAAGCAGGGCUGAGCAGCGGGUGGGACGCCAACCCCUGUGCCCAUCUCCCACCACCUCUGCCACCCCCACGGGGAGGGCUGGCCGAGGUGCCCCAGCCCUUUGGUGRCCACAGCCCCCGUGACCUGUCCCCCCUGUCCCCAGCCGUGAAGGAGGCGGCCGUGCAGCGGAAGCACAACCUGUACCGGGACAGCAUGGUGAUGCACAACAGCGAUCCCAACCUGCACCUGCUGGGCGAGGGCCCGGCCAUCGACUGGAGCGAGGAGUGCAGCGGGCAGCCCGAGGCCGAGCCGGCCGCCGACAGGCGCCGCAGGGCCAAGCAGGUGGUGUCGGUCAUCCAGGACGACGAGGGCGCGCUGCCCUACGGGGUGGCGGCCGAGGCGCUGCUGCAGCCCGGCUCUCCCGAGCCGCAGGAGCCGCAGCCCGGGGCGCCGCCGAGCCCCCUGGAUGCGGUGAGGGAGAUCCGGGAGGCGCUGGCGCAGGAGAGCCCCGAGGAUGGGGGGCAGCUGGUGAACGGCACGGACGGCGGCGGUGCCAGCGASGAGGGAGUGCUGCUGGCAGGGGCUGCCCGAGGGGGUGGCACUCAGCCGGGUCCGGCCCGUGACGGGGACGGGGUGCGCGGGGACACGCCAGCAUCGCCUGUGCCUGGAGCUGAGAUCCUGUCCGGGGCUGGGGGACAGCGUGGAACGCCAGCAUCGUCACCUGUCCCUGGAGCCGAGGUGCCAUCAGGGGCUGGGGGACAGCGUGGAACACCAGCAUCGCCUGUCUCUGGAGCUGAGGUGCCAUCAGGGGCUGGGGGACAGCGUGGMACGCCAGCAUUGUCACCUGUCCCCGGAGCYGAGGUCCCCUCGGGAGCUGGGAUGCGCCGGGCUGCACCGGCACCRCCCGUGCGUGCAUCAAAAGUUGGGAGACAACAUUCCACACCAGUGUCACCUGUCCCCGGAGCUGAGGUCCCGUCAGGGACUGGGAGACAACAUUCCACACCAGUGUCACCUGUCCCCGGAGCUGAGGUCCCGUCAGGGGCUGGGGAACAACACCGGGCACCAGUGUCACCCGUGCCCAGAGCCGAUGUCCCAUCAGGGGCCGAAUUGCCACAUGCCCCACCAAGGUCGUCCGCACCAGCAUCCCCCGUGUCCGGAGCCGAUGUCCCAGCAGGGGCUGGGGUGCCAGAAGCCCCACCAAGGUCAUCGGUUUUAGCCAGAGCCCAUGUCCCAGCAAGAGCCGAGGUGCCACACGUCACACCGACAUCACCCGUUGUGGCAUCCCCCGUGUCCGGAGCCCAUGUCCCAGCAGGAGCCGAAGUGCCACACGUCACACCGACGUCACCCGUUGUGGCAUCCCCCGGAGCCGAGGUGCCACAAACCAUCCCAAGAUCACCCGUGCCGGUGUCCCCCGUGCCCGGAGCAGUGUCCCCAUCAGUGUCCAGCGUGCCAGCCCCGCCCAGCCCCCGGGCCGAUGUCCCACCAGAGGCCGAGCUGUCCCAUGUCCCAGCAGCAUCACCCAGAGGCCGGAGCCCGUCGCCAGCGUGUCACCAGCUCGGUGACAGCGAGACGGGCGAGCACGGCUGGCGCGGCGCCCCGCAGCCCAGGGGCAGCACGGAGAGCGGCAUGGACGGGGUGCAGACUGAGUUCUAGCCCCAGCCGCCCGGCCGUGGACUGGCCCCGGUGUCCCYGGGGCUGGGGAGGGGGAGUAGGAGCCCGCGGGGAUGGAGAGCAGCACCACGGGAGAGGGAGGGGUGGGGACACCGAGACCUUACUGCCUAUGGGGACCCCGCUGCCCUGGGGGGCCGCAGCCGCAGAGCCCUCCCGGCUCGGAGCAGGGRUGGCCCAGCCCGGAACGGGGCGUCCCCUGCGCUCUGCUCUGUCCUUCUUCUGCCUUCUUUCCUUUUCUACUGAAGAGAUGCUUUACUGAGAGCUUUAUCCGCCCCCGCGCCAGUGCCUGGGGCUGCCGGCGGGGCUGGCACUGGCCCUGCUGAGGGUGGGUGUGUGGGGGACGCUCCUGGCUGUCCCCGGGGCUGUCCCCUGCCCCAGCCCGGGAGCCUGGCCACCGCCACCCCCGGCCGGCUCCGGGAGCGCCGCUGGGAGCGGGGGGUGCAGGGGAUGGAGGAAAACAGGGGGGAAGCAGGGGAACGGCAGGGGACAGCAGGGACACGGCAGGGGACAGAAAUGCUGGGGGGCUUGAGCCACUGCUGAGGGGGCAACAGCUGGGCCAGGCUGGGCUCAGCAGCCAGAUUGGGCUCACAGCACCCAGGCUGAGCUCACAGGAUCCAGGCUGGGCUCACAGGAUCCAGGCUGGGCUC
Messenger RNA from Malurus melanocephalus (red-backed fairy wren), 3368 nucleotides. Its product is annotated as protein Niban 2-like. The record is from RefSeq and is a predicted model, not a curated record. The transcript has 7 exons. The annotation marks the transcript as partial. NCBI's taxonomy places the organism in Eukaryota, Metazoa, Chordata, Aves, Passeriformes, Maluridae.